CAACAACACAAACAAAAUAAAAAAAUAAUAAUUAAUUUAGUUAGCAAAUUUUUAAUAUUUUAAGUAUUCGCUUUUAUCAAUCGUCUCGCUGCAACGGUUCUUACAGUAGUAGUAGAUCGAGAACUUGUGUUUUGCAAUUUUCAAUUUCAAAUUUUAUGUUAUCUUGAAUCUUUUAAUCCGAGAUUUUCCCGUGAUUUGCUUUUUUUUCUUCGCUGUCAAUUUUCCGUUAGAAAGUUUUGUAUGAUUCAGUUUACUCCACCGAAUCUUUAAUCUUCCGAUUCCCAAAUUUUUUUUUUCUUCAUCGGCCGAAAGGCUUUUUUUUUUUUCUUCCCAGUAUCUUCAAUAGAUUUUCCCAGCGACAUUCUCUUGUCUCUUUUCGAAACUUUCUCGGGAUUUUUUGUUUUCUUUUUUUGUUUUUUCCGUGGAAAGUGACGAAACCAUUGAAGAAACUGUUUCGACUUCCGUUUCCCUCUCCGGCGGUUUCUGAAAUUUGGAUUCGUUGAUUGAUGAGCUUACAAAGAGUUUCGCGUUCUCUUCGCCUCUCUCUGUGAUGGGUUGCGCUUAUUCCAAAACUUGCAUUGGUCAGAUUUGCGCGACGAAAGAAAACAGCAUCAGGCAAACUCAUCAUCAAACUCCGGCGAGAGGCACGAGAGCUGCGACCGCCACUGCGGCGGCGGCGGCGGCGGCUGAGGAGGAGGAGAAUCCGGUGUUCAAUUUCACUUCAGAUGCGGUGGAGUAUGAAGACGACGACGAAAUUCACCAGCUCAGCUUGAGCAGGGACCAGGAAUGGGGAAUCACUCGGCUUUCUAGGGUUUCCGCUCAAUUUCUACCACCGGAUGGGUCAAGGAUUGCGAAAGUCCCGUCUUGCAACUAUGAAUUGAGAUACUCGUUUCUCUCUCAAAGAGGGUACUAUCCCGACGCUCUGGACAAGGCCAAUCAGGAUAGUUUCGCCAUCCACACGCCUUUCGGGAGUAACUCCGGUGAUCACUUCUUCGGGGUGUUCGAUGGGCACGGCGAGUUCGGUGCACAGUGCUCGCAGUUUGUGAAGCGGAGGCUCUGUGAGAAUCUUCUUAGGCAUGGGAGGUUCCGUGUAGAUGCCGCGGAGGCUUGCAAUUCGGCCUUCUUGAGCACCAACUCUCAGUUGCACGCCGACGUAGUUGAUGACACCAUGAGUGGGACGACGGCGAUUACGGUUAUGGUUAGAGGGAGGACGAUAUACGUGGCGAAUGCAGGUGACUCCAGGGCGGUUCUGGCCGAGAGACGAGAAGGUGAUCUUGUAGCUGUUGAUUUGUCUAUUGACCAGACCCCGUUUAGACCUGACGAGCUCGAAAGGGUCAAGCUUUGUGGGGCUAGAGUUCUUACUCUUGAUCAGAUUGAAGGCUUGAAAAACCCUGACGUUCAGUGUUGGGGUACUGAGGAAGACGACGACGGAGACCCUCCGAGGCUUUGGGUGCCCAAUGGAAUGUACCCAGGGACUGCUUUUACGAGGAGUAUUGGCGAUUCUAUCGCAGAGACGAUUGGGGUUGUUGCUAACCCUGAGAUCGCUGUGGUUGAGCUCACACCGGAUAAUCCUUUCUUUGUGGUUGCUAGCGAUGGUGUCUUCGAGUUCAUCUCUAGUCAAACUGUGGUUGACAUGGUAAGGUUGCAAAACAUAAGGAUCCUCGAGAUGCUUGUGCUGCGAUUGUUGCUGAAUCAUAUAGGCUAUGGCUACAGCUCGGAAUCUCCUUCCACCUUUGGAUGGAACUCUAAAAACCAACGUGUGAGGCAUGAUCUGUCUCGUGCUAGAAUACGAGCCAUUGAGAGCUCACUAGAGAACGGACAUGCUUGGGUUCCUCCAUCUCCAGCCCAUAGGAAAACCUGGGAAGAAGAAGCACACAUUGAGCGGGUUUUACGUGACCAUUUCCUCUUCAGGAAACUCACUGAUUCUCAGUGCCAUGUUUUGCUGGAUUGCAUGCAGAGGCUUGAAGUGAACCCAGGGGAUGUUGUUGUGAAACAGGGUGGUGAAGGUGACUGCUUCUACGUUGUCGGCAGCGGAGAAUUUGAGGUCCUAUCAACUCAGGAUGAAAAGAACGGUGAGGUUCCUAGGAUCUUGCAGCGGUAUACAGCUGAGAAACAAUCAUCGUUCGGUGAACUCGCCUUGAUGCAUAACAAGCCGCUUCAGGCCUCUGUACGCUCUGUGGAUCAUGGAACAUUGUGGGCCUUAAAAAGAGAAGAUUUUCGAGGAAUUCUGAUGUCCGAGUUUUCCAACUUGGCAGCCUUGAAGCUUCUCCGUUCUGUCGAUCUUCUUUCGCGUCUUACGAUUUUGCAACUAAGCCAUGUUGCAGAGUCUCUUUCCGAAGCUUGCUUUUCCGAUGGACAAACGAUAGUUAACAAGGAUGAAAAACUUGAGGGAUUGUAUGUUAUCCAGAAGGGACUCGUGAGAAUUACUUUUGGUACAGAGAUAUUGGAGAGUCCAAAUGUUUCAAGCCUUAAAACUGGGAUCACUAAAGAUCAUGAGAAUCCUGAAACCGGAACAGAAGUCUCCAUAGAAAAGCAAGAAGGGAGUUACUUUGGUGAAUGGGCUCUUCUUGGCGAACUCAAAGACUCCUUAAGUGUAGUCGCAGUGGGCGAAGUGGUCUGUGUGGUUUUAACAAAAGAAAAUUUCGAUUCAGCGGUUGGCCCUCUGACCAAUCUUUCAGACGACAGUCACAAGUCGAGACAUUCUUCGUUUGACAUAUCGAAGGAAUCUGCAAAAGUUACUGAUACCACAGCUCUUGCUAAAGCCACUCUUGCAGACCUGGAAUGGACAACAUGCUUGAGUUCAACAGACUGUAGUGAGAUCGGGCUCGUGCAUUUGAAAGAUAAGGAAAACUUGCUUAGCUUGAAAAGAUUUUCAAGGCAAAAGGUGAAGAAGCUAGGCAAAGAGGCACAAGUUUUGAAAGAGCGGAAUCUGAUGAAGAACGCAAUAAAGCCUUCUGCUUUUGUUCCCGGGGUCUUGUGCACAUGUGCUGAUCAAACAUAUGCAGCCAUAUUACUGAACACAACCCUUGCUUGUCCUUUAUCUUCACUGCUUCAUUCUCCCCUUGGAGAGCCAUCUGCCUGUUUCAUUACCGCCUCACUUGUGUCUGCCUUAGAAGAUAUACACAAGAACGACAUUGUCUACAGAGGUUCGUCUCCCGACUUGCUGAUGUUGGAUCAGUCCGGGUAUCUACAGAUUGUAGACUUCAGAUUUGCGAAGAAACUGUCUGGGGAAAGAACAUUCACAAUUUGCGGAAAUGCAGAUUACUUAGCCCCAGAAAUUGUUCAAGGCAAAGGCCAUGGUUUUGCAGCUGACUGGUGGGCACUUGGAGUUUUGAUCUACUAUAUGCUACAAGGCGAGUUGCCAUUUGGGUCAUGGAGAGGAAACGAGCUAGACACGUAUCAGAAGAUUGCCAAAGGCCAACUAACUUUCCCUCGAGCUCUAAGCCCAGAAGCGGAAGAUCUCAUCACUAAGCUGCUUGAAGUCGAUGAAAUCCUGCGGUUCGGGAGCCAAGAAGGUACUCAGUCGAUCAAGAAACAUCCAUGGUUCAGUGGACUCAACUGGAAAGCGAUUAGUGACCGUGAGUUUCAAGCUCCUCAAGAGAUAAUCUCGCGCAUUCAACACCAUCUAGAGAAUGAUACGGUUCUUCAUCUAGAGACUUCCCAAUCGCUGGACACAACAGAGGAUCAAGAUGCUCAAAACUGGCUUGAAGAUUGGUAAUACAAUUCGGCUUUUUUUUCCUUUUAUAUUCUCUGUUUUCUCGUCAAUUCAAAUUUCCAGGGUCUGUAAACAGUCAUUGAUAAACUGAAAAAAAAAAAGACAAAGAGAGCCUUAGAAUAUCUUUAAACCUUGAUAAACUUGAGAAAGUUUAGGAUCUUUUGAUUGUGUGGUGUAAAUAGGUGUAUAUGUUAGACAAUGGCUGAAGAAGAUCAAUCACCAUCACCUCCAGUUUUGUAUGUCUCAUUUCUGUUUUUUAUCUUUUUUUUUUUCCUUUCCCAAUGAGCUCUGGUUUUAAGGAGUUCUCUGAAAAAAGAUUUCAAACUUGAAGAAGGAAGAACAUGCAGUGGAGAUGUUAACCAUAACGAUUCAAAGUUAUGAAAUUUUCUUCAUAAAGAAGACAAAUUUUGGUGAUAAUUUCGGAUAAUUAUUAGUUAGGAUAUAUAAAGACAUUUGUAGUUAACAAUGUGUGUAAUUUACAAUCUCAC
This is a messenger RNA of Thlaspi arvense, 4203 nucleotides long. The record is from the annotation of a GenBank genome assembly. NCBI's taxonomy places the organism in Eukaryota, Viridiplantae, Streptophyta, Magnoliopsida, Brassicales, Brassicaceae.